CAUUUCAAGAUGGCAACACUCUUAACCUCAAAAAUGAUCCGAGCAUUUGGACGUCCAUUGUCAGCUAUUUUGAGUUCAGAACCUUUCUUAGUACAGACAGUUCUGAAAGAUCAUGGCUCAUUCAGAUUUCUUUCACAGUUAUCAAGAUUGCAACUCCCUAAGAGUGGACUUUCUCACACAAGCUGUUUAUCUCAAUGUCCCACAGGCUCACCAUUACCAACACCAACACUUGUUUCACAAUGUACAAGACUGGCUAGUUCCCCAUACACAACGUCAAAUCAGCCUACACAACAAGAACAGGCAAAUAAUGAAGAACCGGAGGACAAGCUGUAUAAAUGGAUAGAGCUGAAGGUCAAAGGUCAUGAAGAUGCUGUUCUAGAAAGCUACACCAAAUAUGUGAAUCUUGCUGCUAGUGAGCUGGAUAUCAAUGUUGACAGCAUAGCCAAGCCAUUCAGAAACAUCAAGAGACUGACCCUGUUAAAGUCAAGGCAUGUAUACAAGAAACACAGAGUACAGUAUGAGAUGAGGACAUACUACAGAGUCAUUAGACUGAAGCAUUUAACAGGAUCUACAGCCAGUGUGUUCUUAGAGUACAUCCAGAGAAAUCUACCUGAAGGUGUUGCAAUGCAAGUUAAGAAGUGUUCUAUUGAGAGGUUACCGGUUCAUCUGCAGUCUCCUCCAGAACAGUUAUCAGAAGAAGAUCUUGAUAUUUCAUCAUCGUCGUCCUCGUCUUCCUCAUCAGAGUCCGAAGAUGAAGCACAAGACAUAACAAAAUGAUACUCCAAAUCUCAAAACUGUGAAUUAUAUAUUUUGAACUUCUCAUAUUGUUGCAGAACCGUGGCAUAUCUGUCCUAUGUGUUUAACUUGGAGAUAUGUAAUGAAGCUGGACAAGUAAAAACGUCUGUACCUGUAUUAUUGGAAUAUUCUGAAUUUCACAUUCAUGGUAGGAGCAUGCACAAAAGUGCAUUAUUCAAUAAUACUGAGGUUAGAAGCUUAUUGAAACAGGCAUUAUCAGAUGUUCACCUCUUCAAUUCUCUUAAAGAUAAAGACCAGUUAUGGUCAUGCGCUUGCAUUGUGAAAGAAACAUUGUGGAAUCGAUCAGAAAAGGUUGAUCAUCUAGCAUAUAAGUAU
This is a messenger RNA of Strongylocentrotus purpuratus (purple sea urchin), 1131 nucleotides long. It is a transcript of the gene mrps10, whose product is annotated as 28S ribosomal protein S10, mitochondrial. Gene Ontology annotation, molecular function: structural constituent of ribosome. The record is from RefSeq and is a predicted model, not a curated record. The transcript is spliced from 8 exons. Bases 10 to 777 code for a protein of 255 amino acids. Lineage: Eukaryota; Metazoa; Echinodermata; Echinoidea; Camarodonta; Strongylocentrotidae. Gene Ontology annotation, biological process: translation. Gene Ontology annotation, cellular component: mitochondrion; ribosome; mitochondrial small ribosomal subunit.